UGACCGGCGAGGAUGUGAGGAGUGACGGUGUCAUGGCUGCCAUGGUAUGAAAUUACCCAGGAUGGACGAGGCUUCGAGUCAGAACCAGCUGGGAGGGAGUGGCGGUCCGGCUGGUGUGGCCACCAGACAGAACCUGGAGGAGGCGACGCAGCGGGUACAGUACUCCAUCCCUGGCAUACUGCACUUCAUACAACAUGAGUGGGCAAGAUUUGAGAUGGAGCGCUCUCAGUGGGAGCUGGAGAGGGCGGAACUUCAGGCUAAGAUUGCGUUUCUUAACGGAGAGAGGAAAGGGCAAGAAAAUCUCAAGAAUGAUCUUGUGAGAAGAAUAAAAAUGCUUGAAUAUGCAUUAAAACAAGAAAGAGCUAAAUAUCACAAGCUUAAAUACGGGACGGACUUAGUACAAGGGGAUAUGAACCCACCUGUUGAAGAGGGUGGUGAGGAAGUACGGGUAGACACCGAUGCUUUACUCUCUACUAAUACCAAUGUAUCAUGGAAGCAAUCAAGACAUUUACUUAGACAGUAUCUUCAAGAGAUCGGGUACACUGAUACAAUUAUAGACUUACGAAGUAAUAGAGUAAGAUCAUUGUUAGGAAUUAGCAGUGGUGAAAAUGAAGAAAACCACAAUAACACUCCAGCUAUGAAUGGCUCAGACACAACCAAACGACAGCCUGACUCCAAUCGAUGGAAUGUUCCCAAAAAGCCACAAUCCACGCUGGAGGCACAGAUACGGGAUGCAGAAAAAGCGGUAAUGGAUAAUUUUGACUUCUUACAAAAUGAAGAAAUGGAACUAGAUGAGGAUGAUGAUGAAGAGGAGCCAGAGGAGGAGGAGGGUGUACAUAGACUUAAAAGUCCAAAAGUGGCUAAAGUGGCUAUUGAAGUUGAUGAUGUGGAUGGGGAGUCCGUGGAACUUGACCACGAGUUUCGAUUCUUGCCUGAAAUGGAGGACACUUCUCCUGGUGUCUUGGGGUUUGGUCCAGGAUCCCGUCGGGCAUAUGUUGGAGGGCCGGGGGGAGAGGAGGAUGCAUUGGAGGGUCUUGGAGAAUUAGCUCAGCUGACAGUAACUAAUGAAGCUGAUGCUACAUACGAUCAGAUAUCAUCAACCAAAGAGAAUUUCCGGAAAACCUGGACAGCCAAAUACACAUUGCGAUCGCACUUUGAUGGAGUGCGAGCACUUUGUUUCCACCCACAAGAACCCACUCUUAUUACUGCUUCUGAAGAUGCUACACUAAAACUCUGGAAUCUUCAAAAAACUGUUCCAGCCAAGAAGUCAGCAUCUUUGGAUGUCGAGCCAGUUUACACCUUUCGUGGUCACCUUGGUCCUGUUCUUUGUUUAGCGAUGAACAGUGAUGGGGAAAAGUGCUAUUCAGGAGGAAUUGAUGGUACCAUACGAAUCUGGAACAUCCCUUCCUCGAAUAUCGAUCCCUAUGAUUCAUACGAGCCAAGUGUUGUAGGAGGAAGUUUAUCUGGUCACACUGAUGCAGUGUGGGGUCUGACCUUCCAUUCUCAGCAGCAGCGUCUUCUCUCAUGUGCGGCAGAUUCUACAGUUAGAUUGUGGUCUGCAGACCCUCGCUCACCACUCAUAUAUACUUAUGCUGUUGAGAAAGAUGGCAUCCCCACUUCUGUGGACUUCGUCUAUGAAUCCAGUAACCAGUUUGUGUGCAGCUUCAACACAGCUAACUGCGUUAUAUUUGACCUGGAGACUGGCAAACCUGUUAUGCGUCUUGACACUGAACCUGAUCAAGGCAGCAAUUCUCUUAACCGACAAAUCAACAGAGUUGUAUCCCACCCUACUCUGCCACUAACCAUCACAGGUCAUGAGGAUCGCCAUAUUAGGUUCUGGGACAACAACAGUGGUCGUUUAGUUCAGUCGAUGGUAGCUCACCUAGACUCUGUUACGUCCUUGGCUGUUGAUCCCAAUGGCCUCUACCUCCUCUCAGGCAGUCACGACUGCAGUAUUCGCUUGUGGCAGCUGGACAGCAAACAGUGCGUACAGGAGAUCACGGCUCACAGGAAGAAAUUUGAUGAGAGUAUAUUUGACGUGGCCUUCCAUCCUAGCAAGCCUUUCAUUGCCAGUGCAGGAGCAGAUGCCCUAGCUAAAGUCUUCGUCUGAUCAUAGAAUGACUCCCUUAGACAGUGUUCUAAAUCCAAACCCCAAAUCUCUGCUGGAGAAGCAGAUUCCAGGGCUACAGUAUUCCUCUAUUGCCUCAGACUUUCGUUGUGCAGAUGAUAUGUCAGAGUGCUGUGUUUACGGUGAUGUAAAUAGUACUAGAAUAUCCACUUGAGAGUUUGAGACCUGAUUUUCAUGUUAGCUUUCUUUUCCAGAAGACGUUUUGAGUAAUUUAUAGGUAUUUCUCAUAAGUGAUUUGCAUUAUUUAUCUUCAUUAAAAGUCACCAUUUGAAACUUAAGUUAGAUUGAAUUAAAUAGAACCAAUUUCUGGUCUCAGGCUGUCAACCUGAUAAUCUUUACAGUGCUCUCUCAGCCAAUGCAGUGAAUUCCUGACCAAAAUUUUGAAUCAUUUUGAGCAUUAAAUAAUGCAUUGUUCAGCUGGUUCUGGAUUAUGGUUGGUAUAGUGUGUUUUAUUGAUUGCCCACAUGCUUGAUAACUCGAAAAGAUCCCAAUUGACGUGAGAAUCACCGUAUUCAAAAGUAUUUUUUAUAACCUUGUGGAAAUGUACAGAAUUUUGGGCUCGUCGUGGUAGCCCAGAAUCAGCUCAAGCCAUAAUACUCUAAUUUAAGCCAGAUUCCACCCAAGGAUAAAUGGCUACAGUACACUUAACAGAUUCAUAUUGGUGCAUAUGAAGUCCUCUAACAGACAGUGACCAGCCUUGUUAAUUCCUCAUUAGUGAUAACAUUUAUAGAGAUACCACCACCUUAAGUUGAAACAGAUUGUUGUUGAAAUUAUGCAAGAAUUAAGUGAUUUUUAUUGAAUGCUAUGGAUGUGUUAAGCUUGGUGGUAUCUUCCUGGAGAUGACUGAAGGACCCACGACCUAGUAAUAGAAAAUGAGUCGUGGCCAUGAACAGAGAAACAGAGUUGAGCGAGGCUCUCCUGGUGAAACGGAUAUAAUUAUUGACUAGUCUUUAAAGGGUUAACAUGGAAGUUACCCUGUGGUUUAUGAAUACAGUACUGGCUUGCACGCAGACUCUCAUGGGAUGGUUUACAUUCUUAUAUUUAUCUGUAAAUAAGACAGUUCACUUCUUGCUCAUAUAGGUAGACUUUUUUUUUUUU
This is a messenger RNA of Cherax quadricarinatus, 3226 nucleotides long. It is a transcript of the gene Cka, whose product is annotated as Connector of kinase to AP-1. Gene Ontology annotation, molecular function: protein binding. The record is from RefSeq and is a predicted model, not a curated record. Lineage: Eukaryota; Metazoa; Arthropoda; Malacostraca; Decapoda; Parastacidae.